This is a messenger RNA of Hevea brasiliensis (rubber tree), 5063 nucleotides long. RefSeq lists its product as uncharacterized. NCBI's taxonomy places the organism in Eukaryota, Viridiplantae, Streptophyta, Magnoliopsida, Malpighiales, Euphorbiaceae. The transcript has 3 exons. Bases 535 to 4686 code for a protein of 1383 amino acids. The record is from RefSeq and is a predicted model, not a curated record. Gene Ontology annotation, cellular component: Ino80 complex.
AAUCGCAGUCAGAAAGAAUGAGUCGCGACGGUCAGUCCAUCUGAGACUCAGUGAGUUACUGAGUCAGGAAGUCUCUCUCUCACCAUUCUCUUUUCCACUGUCUCCCUCUCUAUUCCCUUCUGCUGCGCAUUCUCUCUUUUUCAUUCGCUGGAGCCCUUUUUCGUCUUUUCCACUUCCUCUUCUUCUCCAAAUCAGACGGCCCACUCUCCUCCACGUCAACAUCGUCUUCUUCACCACCCCUCCUGUCAUCGUCCUUCUCCUCUCUCUCUUUCUCUCUUAUCAUUUUCCUUUUUAUAUUUAUAUGUAUACGCAAUAACCGCCUCUCUCAACCCUAGGGUUUCACAAACAUUAUCACCUCUCUGUCUCUCUCGAAUGCCUCGACUUUCGGUCUUCGCUCUCCAAUCUCGGCGUCGAAGUUUAAUUCUUCGCGGAGGAGGGUUUUGAUUUGGUUCCGUUCGCAAAAUUUGAAAUUUUGAGUGAAUAAUUGGAGUGGGCACAAAGUGGUGAUUGGCUUCUUGUUGUUGGGAAGGAGUGAUGGCGAUUGAGAAGAACAGCUUCAAGGGGUCUAGGUUCGAUCCAGAGUUUUCUCCCAAUAGUAGGGAGACCAUGUCCAGUGAUGAGGAUGAGGUUCAGCGUCGGGUCUCCGCUGCUGAAUAUGAUGAUGACGAUGAUGAAUUUGAUGAUGCGGAUUCUGGGGCGGGAUCGGAUGACUUUGACUUGUUAGAAUUAGGGGAAACUGGGGCUGAGUUUUGUCAAAUUGGGAAUUUAACUUGUAGUGUUACUUUUGAAUUGUAUGAUCUUUCGGGUUUAGAGGAUAUAUUGUCUGUUGAUGUGUGGAAUGAAGUUUUAACUGACGAGGAGAGAUUUAGCCUCACUAAAUAUCUGCCUGAUUUGGAUCAGGACACCUUUAUGCGAACUCUUAAAGAGCUUUUUGAGGGUCAGAAUUUCCAUUUUGGCAGCCCUAUUAAGAAGCUGUUUGAGAUGUUGAAAGGAGGGUUGUGUGAGCCAAGGGUUGCUCUUUAUAGAGAGGGUUUGGGUUUCUUUCAGAAGCGGCAGCAUUACCAUCUUUUGAGGAAGCAUCAGAAUAAUAUGGUCAGUAAUUUAUGUCAGAUAAGGGAUGCUUGGCUUAAUUGCAGGGGGUAUAGCAUUGAAGAGAAGCUUAGAGUUUUGAAUAUUAUUAAGAGUGAAAAGAAUUUGAUUUAUGAGAAGAUGGAGGAAGAUUUGGAGAGUAAGUCAUCAGAGAGAGAGGAAUUAGGUGAUAGGCUAAGGGGCAAAAGGGUUAAGGAUAGGAAAAGUGCUGUCAAAUUGGGUCUUAAUUCUGCAUGUGGGGCUGGUUCGAAUUUGGAAUUGGCUUCACGAAUAUCUUCAGUGGGUUUAGAAGUGCCAAAGUAUCGAAAGCAGAAUCCAAAGGGUAUACUGAAGUUGUCUGCAUCAAAAACUUUUUCACCAAAGGAGACGGUGAGCCAUUUCCCUUCUGUUUAUGCAAAUUCUAGGCCACAUGGUUUGCCAGCUCCAAUUUCUCGUCAGAAGGUGAUGGGGCUUGAAUCAAGGGCAGCACUUAGGUUAACAAAUCAGAUGAUAAUUAAUGAUGAUGAUUUUGAUGAUGAUAAUGAUGCUGAAGAUGCUGUGUAUGGGAUGAGCUUCCAACAAGAUUACAAUGUAGCACAUAGUGGCAUGAUGGACAAAUCUGGGGUUCUAAAGGCAGGAAAGAAGCAUGACCUAUUGAAAAGUGAGGAAUUAGGCACUGACAGUUUCACAGGCUUUCCUUUCUCUUCAAAGAAUGAUUUACAUGCCUAUGGGAUGAACAGGAAUGCAAAUCAACUGUCAGAAAUGAAAGGGGUUGCAGCUAAGCCACCCAAAAUUCAAACUUCCCUGGAGUUUGUCAAAAAGGCCAAGUAUCCUGAAAAUGUUCAGCAAUUCGCUUUUGGAGAUCACCUGAAGUCACUGAAAGGCCGAUCACAUCUAACUGUGAAGGGUAACCGGGUUGACUUAUCAGAGCAUGGUGAAACCAUUUGGCAUGGAAAGAACCAAGGACAUGCCAUCUCCAUGGGUUCCUCACUGAAAUCUGAUGAUCGGAAUAUGAGAAGCAAGAAGUGGAAAGCAGGGAGGGAGUCCCCAGAUCUCAAUGUUAAAACACAUCGAGCUUCUUCUCCACAGGUGAAUGAUAGAAUCCUGCUUUCUGACUUGAAAGCAAAAUCAUCUAAGGAGAAAAUCAAAGCAAAUUUUGUGCAGAAUGGAGGGCCAGAUAAAGGAGGUAAGAAAUUGAACAGGAUGUUUGCAAAAAAUGAAGAAACAGAAUCAGACUCAUCUGAACAAUUUGACAAUGAUGAUGAUGAUCCUUUGGUGAGAAGCAAGUCAACUUAUCCCAGUGGCAGCAUGGAGGUUUCUCGAACAUCCUUGUUAAAAUCUGGCCUAGAUGCUAAGAAGGGAAAAUUUGUUAAGAAAGAUAUGCAGGAGAAAGCACUGGCUUUUGGUGGAAUGACAGAUUUCUCCAAAAAUAUGGGUGGCUUUAGUGAGCUUGGGCGCAUCCCAGGAUACUCGUCAAAAGCAAAACAGAAAGGUAAGAUGCGAGACAGCAGUCCAUUGCAUAUCUCUGGAACUAAAGUUUUGGAAAACAGCUCUCCAUUUGGUUUGGGUAAAGUUACAGAUGAUGAUGACAGGAAAAAAAGUCACAAAAUUGUCAAGAAUGGACAGUUGCUAGAAUCUGCUGAGAGGUUACAUAUGUCUUCAUUGAAAGCCUACCCUACUGACCGAAAGCAGAAAGGGGAGGUCAGUAACAAUUACACUAUUGAUGAGGAGGAUGAUUCUUUUGAAACGCGUCUAUUGGCAGAUGAAAAUGCACUAGCUAGAUUGGGUAGAAGAGCAUAUGUUCCUGAUCGACGUGACAGAUCUGAUGCAUCAGUUCAAGGGUUCAACUUAAUGACAAAGAAACGGAAAGCUAAGGAGGAAUUGACCAACCUUGAUAGAAGAGACGAAGAUGGCAAUGUGCAGUCUAGCCUUAAGCAGCAAAUUGAUGACUCCAUUUCAUUGAAGAAAAAGGGAAAAAGAAAAGUGGAGUCUGACACUGGCACUUCAGACAUGGAAACUCCUGAGCCACCUCUUACAGAAAUGGGAGCAGCAGACAUGGGCAUAGAUUCCAAACCACAAAAAAAGCCAUAUACACCAAUUACUCCUACUGUUCAUACUGGCUUCUCAUUUUCCAUUAUACAUCUUCUUUCAGCAGUUCGCCUGGCGAUGAUCAGUCCUCUCCCAGAAGAUUCCUUGGAAGUCAUCAAACCUAGUGACGGGCAUAAUGGAAAGCAUGAAGGUGGCACAAAUGGUGUUGUUUCUUGUGAGAGUGCAGAUGUAAAUAAAUCUGACCAUGCUCUGCAGGUGAAUGUGCCUUCUCUUACUAUACAAGAAAUUGUUAACCGUGUCAGAUCAAACCCUGGGGAUCCUUGUAUUCUUGAGACACAAGAGCCUCUUCAGGAUCUGGUCAGAGGAGUUCUCAAGAUACUUUCAUCAAAAACAGCUCCUUUGGGAGCAAAGGGUUGGAAGGCACUAGGGGUUUAUGAAAAAUCUGCAAAGAGUUGGUCUUGGAUUGGUCCAGUUUCCCAUACUUCAACGGAUCAUGAGACUAUUGAGGAGGUAACAUCUCCUGAAUAUUGGGGCCUUCCUCAUAAAAUGCUUGUCAAGUUGGUUGAUUCAUUUGCUAAUUGGCUGAAAAGUGGUCAAGAGACUCUUCAGCAAAUUGGAAGUCUUCCAGCACCACCCGUGUCAUUGAUGCAAUGUAACCUGGAUGAGAAAGAAAGGUUCAGGGACCUGAGAGCUCAGAAGAGUCUCAACACUAUUAGCCCAAGUUCUGAAGAAGUGAGGGCUUAUUUCCGUAAGGAAGAAUUUUUAAGGUAUUCCAUUCCUGACAGAGCCUUCUCAUACACAGCAGCUGAUAGUAAAAAAUCCAUUGUUGCUCCUUUGAGACGGUGUGGUGGUAAGCCAACUUCAAAAGCCCGAGACCAUUUCAUGCUGAAGCGUGAUCGGCCUCCCCAUGUUACAAUUCUUUGUCUUGUAAGAGAUGCAGCUGCCAGAUUGCCUGGAAGUAUGGGCACUAGAGCAGAUGUUUGUACCUUGAUAAGGGACUCUCAGUAUAUUGUUGAAGACGUGUCUGAUGCUCAAGUGAAUCAGGUAGUCAGUGGAGCCUUGGACCGUUUACAUUAUGAGCGUGAUCCUUGUGUACAAUUUGAUGGGGAGAGGAAAUUGUGGGUUUACUUACACAGAGAGAGAGAAGAAGAAGAUUUUGAAGAUGAUGGUACUUCAUCUACAAAGAAAUGGAAGAGACAGAAAAAGGAUCCAGCUGACCAACCUGACCAAGGAGCUGUAACUGUGGCUUUUCAUGGGAAUGUGGAUCAGUCUGGAUUUGAUUUGGGCUCUGACCUCAAUGUUGCACCAUCAGGCCCUGAUGAUGAUAAAAGAACAAAACUUGUGCAUAAUGAUGCGAAACAAAGCAUGGAGGACAAUGCUGAGACUAGUCAUGUGUCAGAACAAAGCAACAUGCAUCAGGGUCAUCCAGUGGUUUGGGAUACCCUUAGUUUAAAUCCAAUGCGAGAAAAUAAAUUGUUAUGUCAAGAAAAUUCAACAAAUGAAGAUUUUGAUGAUGAGACGUUUGGGAGAGAGAGGCCAGUUGGAUUGUUAAGUGCAAGCUUGUCAUGAGAAUAUUUCAGGCCUGAGGUCCGUCUAUGUCAGAAAUCAUGGUUAGUUCUCUUGAGGGUGGGUGCCAUGCCCAUACGUAAAAGGUUAAAUGUAUAUUGAUUUGAUGCACAAUGUAGAAUAGUAAGAGAUAAUUUGUUGGGGCUCAGAAAUAUGUUCAGUACAGGUGGAUGCUUAUAUGGUCCUAAAUUUUCCCCCUUUUUUCUAUUUUUUUUUUAAUUAUCUAGAUUAAUUUGAAAUAUAGUUCAUUGUUUCCCUUGAUAUGAGUUCAGGAGGAGGAUUUGGCAUUUGUGUAGUGAGGCAUCAUGGUAAAACCUUAGCUGGCUGUACAUAUGGUUUAGAUAAGGUAAUUAAAAAGAAUUUAAAGUUUUUUUUUUUAA